Rotaria sordida is the source of this 1320-nucleotide messenger RNA. Lineage: Eukaryota; Metazoa; Rotifera; Eurotatoria; Philodinida; Philodinidae. The record is from the annotation of a GenBank genome assembly.
AUGUCGACAAUAACUUAUAAUAAUCUUAAUAAUAAAUUACAACAACAACAACAAUCAGCACCACCAUUACAACAAGGAUUUCAUCAAUGUCCAACAUGUCAUGGUGGUUAUUUGGGGGGCAAUCAAUCUAAUAUUCUGGUCGUCGUUAAUCGAAGACCAUCAACAAGUAAUCGUGGACCAAGGCCACUGACAUUGGGUGCUUGUUGGUCACAACAAUUACGAAAUGAGGAAAAUCUUCCUUCAACUAUGAAUAAUAUACCUGCUAAUGCAUUACCACAACAACAACAAUUUGUGAUAACUACAUCAAAUAAUAAUACAACAAGGUCCACAACGAACAAUAGAUAUGCUGUAUUUGCCAAUGAACAAGAAGCUAGUGAUACAGAAGAAGAAGAUAUUAAUAAUAAUAAUCAAAUUAAUGAACAACCUUUAUUAUUUAAGAAUAAUAAGAAAAAGAAUAAUAACAAAACAAAAGGUCAUUCUUACCUUAGUCAUAAUCGAGUUUUAACAUAUUUCAAAAAUAAUGAUAAUGUACCUAAAGAUUUUCUUGAGUUAUUACAAGAUAAUAGAACUUGUGAUGGUAAAGACUAUAAUCAUUGGGCUAAAGAAAUUAUUCAACGUACAAAGAAAUGUGAUGAUAAUGAAAAUAUUCGUUUUGUUGAAAAGAAAAUUAAUCAUUUAUCAUUUCAAAUUCUUCAAGCACGUGCAGCAAUUUCUAAAUUACAAAUACAAUUUAGUGAUUAUUGGACACAAAUAUCAUUACGUAAAAAAACUACAAAACAUCCAAAUACUAGAGCUCAAACAACUAAUGAAACUACUACAUCAUCUUCAACAUCAACUACUACUAUGCCACAUAUGGCUUUUGAAAUUGAUCAAUUUGAAAAAUUAGUAGCAGAUUAUAUUAAAGAUUGUAUACAACAUUUAAAAAAAAUCUGUGAAACACGUAUUCUAUUAGCUAAAGCACAAAUGGAAAGAUACAAAGCAUUAGAAGAUUUUGAACAAGUUUCUACUACAUCACAAAUGAAUAUUCAUGUAAUUUUAAAGCCAAAAAUGAAAAUAUGUUCUAUUAAGAAUGAGAAUUUUCAUAUAGCACAAAAAAGUGUUCAAUAUAAUUUACCUCCAAAAUUCAUUACUAAAACUGAACUAUCAUUUAAAAUUGAUGAAUCAAUGUUAAAACCAACUGAUAUACAAACUAUAUAUAAUGAUAUGCGUCAGAUAACAAAUGAACUUUGUAGGAAAAGUAUGGAAUUAAAUUGUGGAGUAGCUGCUCGUGAAUUUUAUACGAUAAAAAAUGAAAUUGAUGAAAUUAUUGAAAAUAAUUGA